Molecule: messenger RNA, 1963 nt
Organism: Xiphophorus maculatus (southern platyfish)
Lineage: Eukaryota; Metazoa; Chordata; Actinopteri; Cyprinodontiformes; Poeciliidae
Product: insulin-like growth factor-binding protein complex acid labile subunit
Exons: 2
Coding region: 394-1506 (370 amino acids)
Cellular component (GO): plasma membrane
Molecular function (GO): protein binding
Source: RefSeq, a predicted model, not a curated record
GAGAUUAAUUUAUCCAUUGCUUUUGCAACUUUGAAGUUUUAUUGAUUGAAAUCUGAGAUCUUUCUCUCUUUAAAUCACAUUAAACUUCUCUAGCCUUUCUGUAACUAAACAAUCUUGAAGAGAAAUAAAGCAGGAUAUAAACACGCAAUCAAUGAAAUCUUUUAAUUCUCAGCUCCUGUCCCAGUUUCCUUCAAUCUCUUAAAGCUGUCCUCUCUAACCCCUCCCACAUGGCGCCGCCUGCCUGCCUGCCUGCCUGCCUGGUGAAUAAUUGACGAGCUCUCCCUCCUCUUUUCCGUCCUCUGCCAUUGUCGCGUCGCUCGUCGGGUUCUCCGGCCGUGACAGGCCGCCCUCCCCCGCCUCCAUCAUGUCCAGUUUCCACCUGCUGCUGGGCGGAUGGUGACAAACGGACCGGGAGCAGCUGCUGAUCUCUCUGGAGUCAUGAGGGACUUCCUGUUCGUCCUCCUGCUGGUCGCCGAGUCGUCCUGCGUGUUUCUGAACUGGACUUGUGAUCGAAGCUGCGUUUGCCAUGGAGACCUUAAGUUCACCACCUGCUCGCAUGAUGACCUCACCCAGCUUCCCGUCAUGGUCCCGCCCUCCACCGAACUCCUGGACCUGUCCAACAACCUCAUCUCCGUCGUCCCCAAACACGUCUUCAGCAGCAACCGCAAGCUGAGGGUUCUGCUGCUGCAGAACAACAACAUCAGCCUGGUGGAGGACGGCGGCUUCGCCCAGCUGGAGUUCCUGCAGAAGCUGGACCUGAGCUGGAACCGGAUCUCCGUCCUCACAGAGGGAUUCUCCGUCGGCCUGACCUUCCUGCGGGAGCUGCAGUUGUCCCACAACCAGCUGACCGGCCUGGACAGUCGGAGUUUCCUCCACCUGGACGGCUUGCAGAGGUUAAACUUGACCAACAACAGCAUCCAGAGCAUGGAGGUGAGGUCGUUCUCCUCCAUGAGCAGCCUGCGCCAGCUCCACCUGCAGGACAACCAGCUGACGUCUCUGCGGAGCGGCACCUUCUCUAUGCUGCGCUCCCUGGAGGUCCUCAACCUCGCCGGCAACCAGAUCCAUGAGAUGGAGUUAGUCGUGUUCAACCCGCUCACCAGCAUGACCUUACUGAACCUGGCAGACAACCAGCUGUCCACCGUCUGCUUCAAGACCUUCCUGAACAUCCACACCUACAGCACCCACAUCCUGCUGCAGAGAAACCCCUGGAACUGCGACUGCGAGCUGCAGAGGGUUUUCCGGAAGCUGCGCAGCAUCCAGAGGAUCUUCCUGGACGAUUACUACAACCUGACCUGCAGGGAGCCGUCCGUCCUGCACAACCACCGGCUGAUGGAGGUGGACAGCGAGCUGUGCAUUGCUGAGACCGUCACCGUGCUCAUCAUCACCAUCACCGUGGUGAUAACCGUGCUGGCCGCCAUGCUUAUGGGCGAGAGGAAGAAGAAGAAGAGGAGGAAGGGGCUGCACUGGACCCAGCAGAGGGAAUUCUCGGAUGACUCGGAUUUCUGAAGCAAACUGGUUUAUUUUCCUGGAAACUUUUACUGGAUGUUCAUUUACACCUAAAGUGAAACUCAGCGGUAUUCGUUUGCCUUGAACUCUUGCUAAUGCCGGUUCUUACAUGGACAAGCCCCUCCCUCGGCGUUCUCCUAACCAAUUACAAUACAGGAAAUCUAAAUUCUUGGGGGGGUCAAAGGGCAGUGCAACCCUGCAGAGAGCCUGUAAAAUUAUCUCCAUAUUCAUCCAGACUGAACAGAAACACCUUUCAAAACAGAGCUGAUACUGUGGGACGAUAUGGAUUUAUUUUGUGAUAUUAAUGUGAUUACGAUAAAAAUUAUGAUUAAAAAACUAGUUUUCUACACAGGAUAUUGUUCUUGAAAACAUUCUCAUUUGUAAUAGACUUAUUCAGAACAUAACUGACUUAAAAUGUGUGAUUCAUUUCACUAUAAUUCACUCAAUAAAUGCAUUU